Molecule: messenger RNA, 1775 nt
Organism: Physella acuta
Lineage: Eukaryota; Metazoa; Mollusca; Gastropoda; Physidae
Product: deoxynucleoside triphosphate triphosphohydrolase SAMHD1
Biological process (GO): dGTP catabolic process
Cellular component (GO): nucleus
Molecular function (GO): dGTPase activity
Source: RefSeq, a predicted model, not a curated record
AUCUGACUUGAAUACGUUUGCCUUGAGGUUAGUGGCCGCAAACAUACUGUUAACGGAUACCCUCCACAAUAAAAUCGAUGUGCCCUAUCAGAGCGUGUAGCAGCACCCAAUGGAAACGAGUGGAGUAACUUCAAGGGCCCAACAAGUGUUGUUUAUAUCACUCAGUUUUACUGCACAAGUUUCUCCAACAAGCUAUCAAUUGCUACUUAUGGCAGAAUCGGCCUGCCCCGUCAUGAAACUGUAAAGAAUGAGUAAUCAAAGAAAGGGUAAGCAGAAUCAAUGUCACUAAGAGAUAAUGAAUGAUCAAGAAGAAGAAAACAAGAUCAAGAUAUUUCAUGACCCCAUACAUGGGCACAUUGAGCUUCACCCAGUUUGUUUAGCAGUGAUUGACACCCCACAGUUCCAGAGGCUCAGGUUCAUUAAACAACUUGGCAUGUGUUACUUUGUCUACCCUGGUGCUGCUCACAACAGAUUUGAACAUUCUAUUGGAGGCUGUUAUCUAGCUAGUCAUUUUGUGCGUACCUUACAAGAAAAUCAACCUGACUUGGGUAUUACAGAAAAAGACUUACUGUGUGUAGCAUUAGCUGGGUUGUGUCAUGAUUUAGGCCAUGGUCCAUUUUCCCAUUUGUACGAUGGCAAGUUUAUGCCUUUUGCAAACCCAGAAAAACAUUUCAAGCAUGAGAAAGCUUCAAUAGAUAUGCUUGACUACUUAAUAGAGCAAAAUGGACUAAUGGGUCCUAAUGGGAUUUUACGGAAAUAUAACUUUGAUAAUGAUGACAUAAUAUUUAUAAAAGAAAUGAUAAAUGGACCAAUUCAUGGCUCAGAGUUUAAAGGAAGAAGUAAGGAUAAAGCAUAUUUAUAUGAGAUAGUUUCUAAUAAACGAAACAGCAUUGAUGUAGACAAGUGGGAUUAUUUUGCUAGAGACUGUCAUCAUUUGGGCAUCAAGAACAACUUUGAUCACAUGCGGUUUAUGAAGUUUGCUAGAGUUAUUCAGGUUGAUGGUGAAUGGCAGAUAUGUAUUAGAGACAAGGAAGUAGCAAAUCUAUACUGUAUGUUUUACACAAGAUACAUACUGCACAAACAGGCAUAUCAAGACAAAGUUAACUGUGGAUUAGAAAUAAUGGUGUCAGAAGCAUUACUAAAGGCUGAUCCUUAUAUAGAAUGUAUAAAAAGUGAUGGGGGCACCUGUAGGAUAUCAGAAUGUAUUGAUGACAUGUUUGCAUUUACUGAUCUGACGGAUGACAUUCUCUUCAAAAUUCUCUACUCAGAGUGUCAGGCCCCAGACAUGCAGGAAGCUAAGGGAAUUAUCAAGCGCAUAUUUUGUAGAAAUCUUUACACUUGCGUCUAUGAAAGUAUACCUAUUGGGAUGGAAUGUUUAUCUAAAAUGAACCUACCCUUAACUUCAAUGCAAGUUGGGAGAGUGUCUGUUCAAACAACAUCAGCUAUAAGAUCAGAGUUAAUUAGAAUAGCUCAUGCUAGAGGGUAUCAACUUAAAGAAAAUGAUCUUGUUGUACAGAUUGCUUACCUAGAUUUUGGUAUGAAAGAAAAAAAUCCAGUGGAAAAACUCUUCGUUUAUUCUAAGAAAGAACCAAAUAAAGCAAGGCAUCUACCUCGUAAUGAAGCUAGUAUAAUUUUGAGUCCCAUUCAGUAUUCUGAAAUCCUGGUGCGUGUCUAUAGCUGCUGUAAAGAAAUGAAAGAAAUGAUUACCUCUGUAGCUCAACAAUGGUGUGUUCAACUGAUGAGUUAAUUAGUUGUCUCAUUAGCUGAUUAGAUGU